Molecule: messenger RNA, 1464 nt
Organism: Pediculus humanus corporis (human body louse)
Lineage: Eukaryota; Metazoa; Arthropoda; Insecta; Psocodea; Pediculidae
Exons: 7
Coding region: 1-1464 (487 amino acids)
Biological process (GO): nervous system development
Cellular component (GO): external side of plasma membrane; signaling receptor complex
Molecular function (GO): signaling receptor activity
Source: RefSeq, a predicted model, not a curated record
AUGGAAAAAAGAGGAUUUUCGGAAAAUCAUCCGGCAAUGUCUAGAAAACCUCUCGGUUUGACAUCUACCUGUCAUUUCGUGUUGAAUGGUUGCCAAAAGGACAAAGACUGCCGUUCAGCUUUGAUGCCGGUUUUAAGACAUUGCGAUAAAGUUAAUUGUCAUCAGGUAUCGUGCAGGGAAGCUCUUCAUAAUCUUUAUGAAAAUAUUAGUAUCGAAUGGCGAUUGGAAAUUGCUUAUUGCCUAUGCAGGAGAUCCGAUAAUCCAGAUGAUGAAUGUUUGGUGGCUCAGGAAAAAUUACAUCCUGUAUGCGCUCAAAGAGUCGAAGGUCCCACACCUGCUUGCCACAGCAUUGCUUUGACAUGCAACGAAGACAGAGAUUGCAGAAGCAGAUUAGAAGCAUUCGAACAAUCUUGUGCUGUUGAUAGCCUCACUAAAAAAUGUGCUGGCUCAACAAAUGACUGUCGCUUAGGUUUGGUAAGAAUUUUAGGUACCGAACUUAGAGAUAUAUGCGACUGCAAAGGCACAGAUUUUGCUCAAUUAUACGAAUGCCUCGGAUGGCAAAGAUUAUUAUGGUUUAAUCCAUGCGUAGUUCAAUCUCAAUUAGAUUAUUAUAACAAGAGAUCAGAAAUAUUACCAGCGGAAAUGUUAAGAUUUGGAAAUAUAGUUCCCGAGGGAAACAUUUUUUUUAAAAGGAACUUAAGUAAAGUGAUACAUGCCAACGAUUUGGCAUUCACUCCAAAUCUCGUACUUUCACCUUUCAGCAAUCGAGAAAGUAAUACCGUAGAUGAAAUAACUCAAGCACAUCAUUCCAUAACGGCCGUGUUGCCGAAAAAAAUCGAAAGAACUACAUUAAAAACGACAUCCACCGUCGUACCUCCUCCUGUUUUUAUAAAAACAACAAUGAAAACAACAACAAGUACGACCACAACAACAACAACAACUACGACAACGACGGCUGCGCCAACUACAACCACUACGACUACCACAACUACCACAACCACAACCCCUCCGACUACAACUCUUCCUCCAAAAUUUUGUCUGGUUGAAAGAGAAAAUCAACCCGCACAAUAUAUAGUUGAAGGAAAUGCAAAAAGACUCUAUAAAGACGAUGAACCUGAAUGUUCUGAAGUGUGCCAUUGUCAAAUUGGAGAACAUUUGGAAUGUCGCACUAUAUGCGUUAAAAGAGCAGCUUGUAAAUCAGAAUUUGCUUUUUACAAUCAUGCAGCUCCAGCCUAUCAGGCUUACAGGGGUCGAUGCAUAUGUUAUUCUGGAAAAUUUAUUUGCGUUAGACCUCAUCCAGGUCACUACACGAUUCCUCAUGGUAUUUUCAUGUUUUUGGGAUACAGUGAAGUUGACGAAACCCUUUUAAAACCUCAUAAUAAUUUAUCUGUGAUUGAUAUGGCAUCUACGCUCCAGCAAUUUUUAAUCCAGAUGCACAAUAAGGUAAAUUUUUACACGUUUUAA